Messenger RNA from Myotis daubentonii (Daubenton's bat), 761 nucleotides. RefSeq names its product proteasome assembly chaperone 3 (gene PSMG3). NCBI's taxonomy places the organism in Eukaryota, Metazoa, Chordata, Mammalia, Chiroptera, Vespertilionidae. The record is from RefSeq and is a predicted model, not a curated record. Gene Ontology annotation, biological process: proteasome assembly.
GGCAGGUCCGUGGGGCGGGGCCUAGGCGGCAGGUCCGCGUCGCCCUGCGUCACUUCCGGGCGCGGUGCGCGAGCCAAGGCGCCAUCGCAGGGUCUCAGCCAUGGAGGGCAAGCCCUUGGUGACGUCCAAACAGAAGACGGAAGUGGUGUGUGGGGUCCCCACCCAGGUGGUCUGCACGGCCUUCAGCACCCACAUCCUGGUGGUGGUGACCCAGUUCGGGAAGAUGGGGACCCUGGUCGCCCUGGAGCCCAGCGCUGUGACCAGUGACAUCAGCAAGCCGGUGCUCACUACCAAAGUUCUUCUCGGGCAGGACGAGCCUCUCAUCCACGUCUUCGCAAAGAACCUGGUGACCUUCGUGUCUCAAGAAGCCGGAAACAGAGCCGUCCUCCUGGCCAUGGCCGUGAAGGACCGGAGCAUGGAGGGGCUGCGGGCCUUGAAGGAGGUGAUUCAGACCUGCCAGGUGUGGUGACCUGGACGUGCAGCCACACCUGCGGCUCCACAGAGCCAGGGGGAAGGCGGGGACUCACUGGGAGCCCCUCCUGCGCCCUGGAAGCCGGGGAGAGGAGCGUGUCCCCGCAGACUCCUGCUUGGCCUCUGACCCUGACCUUGGAGGGAGGGAGCGCGGGAGUGCGUGUGGGAGAGUCGGGAUGGUCUCACCAGGGCCCAGUGGGUUUGAGAAUUGAAAGGAGUCCUGGCCCUCAAUGUGUGGUACCGGCCAGUGGAGGGAAUUGCUUUUGUAUUAAAACAAGUGCAGAAUCCAA